AUGGAUAUUAUAAGAGGAAACUUGGAUGGAAUUUCACGACCAGCGUCAAAUUCAAGAAUUCAUCCAGAGAGCAGAACUUCAAGUGCUUCUUUGGAAGUCCUGACACCAGAACCAGUGUCUAUUAAGGUUGAUACUUCAAUCAACUUGAACAGUACUAGCCAGCAGAGCAAUAGAGAAAAUUACAGUUUCAGGGAAAAUAGAAGCAUUAAUGGUAAGAAGAAACAUGAUACUCAGAAAGUUGACCACAGUUUACAUGAACAGAUCAAGACUUCUUGCACUGAGUAUUCAGGAAUACUAGUAGAACUUAAUGCCAGUCUGAUUGCUUCAGAAGAUGAAUAUGAAGUUCAGUAUUUCACUCUCUUUGAUAUGCCUCAGGAUAUCCUAAGCCAAGCGAAAGAAGAUGUUUCUAAAAUAAAGGAAUUGGAUCUUCAGCUUCAGGAAGCUGUUAAAAAGAUGAAAAGACUCGACAAACUAUUGGUGGAGAAACAAUUUAAAGAAAAAGAAAUUAAAAAGCAAGGCCAAGAAAUGAGAACAAAGCUGUGGGAAGAACUUCGGGCUAUCAAAAAUUAUGAUGCCAUACAAAGUAAUGAGGAGAUGGAAAAUACCAAAAAAUUUGUGACUUUGGCUACCUCUUCAGAAGGGACAACUGAUUCUUCUCACCUGGAACAAGAGGAGCCCUUUGUUUCCGUGUUUCACACACAAAUUCCUCCUGAAGAGUAUGAAAACUGUAUUGAGCAAGCCAGGCAAGAGGCUGUAUAUCAAAGUGAAAGUAAUAAAUCAUUGAUCAAACCAGAAAAAAAGCCACAGAGAGAAAACUAUGGUGAACUCAAGGGUAAAAAAAAUCAGGAUUUCAUUAAGAGAAAUAUAGAGCUGGCCAAGGACUCAAAAAGUGUAGUCUUUAUGAUGGAUAAAGAAAAACGAAGAUUGAUUGAAUUAUUAAAGGACAUAGAUGAUGGGGAAGAUACACUUCCAAGUACUGAGGAUGGUGGGUCUGCCUGGCUCAUACCAGAAAAAGGAUAUAUGUCUGCAGCACAUAUAGAGCGUGAGCAACUAGCUCAAAUAGAUUCCAAACUACAAGAACGGUUCUUUUUAACUUCCUUGGGGUUAUCCAAUGAUUUUUCAGGAGUGGACAAUCAGACUGGUCAGGAGGAGACUGCUCUUAAUGAUAAUACACAAGUGAAAGUGACUCCUGGGGAUAAGGCACUUCGAAACACCAAAGAGCACCGGGAAGAAAAGAAUCGGCUCAAAGAGAUAGAUCAGCAGCUGAGAGAGUUGGAGGAAGAUUCUGUGAAAACACCACAAAUUCUCUCUGAAGAGCAGCUGAAAACUCUGCUAGAGGAAUGCAUAUUGGAGCAAAAAUCAGAAAAGGAGAGCCGAGAUGCUGAUGGAAUACAGGCUGAAUCCAUCCAGCCUUCCAUAUCCUUCAUCUCUCAGUUGCUAAAUAUGUCACCAGAUCUCAGCAGUCCUGAGGUUGGGAAUGAUGAUAUCCUUGAAAACGGAGAAUGUGAAACACCCGGCUAUUAUCUCACCAAAGCACUGGGUGGCCAGCAUUACAUAGAAGAAUUUUUGGUCGCUGAGACAAAGGAAGAGGAGAGUCCCAGGCCUUUGGGGGAUGUAGCUAGUAGUGACGUAGAAGGUUACUUUAUGUCGAAAACCCUUGGCAUUGGAAGGCUGAAGAGGCCUUCUUUCUUAGAUGAUCCUGUAUACUGUAUCAGAGGCCCAUCAUCUGAAGACGAGCAGCUGAAAUUGAUUGAUUGUUCCACUGAAAGUUCAUCGAAGCCUGAUGAAUUAACGAUAGAAGACAAGACAGAAGAGGAAGAAAGAGACUCCUAAGGAAAACAAGUUGCUAGGAUUUACUUUAGACUAUUAGUUAAUCCAGUUAAAAGUCAUGCUUUUCUCCCCUGUAUAAUUGACUUACUGAAUCAUUGAAUUCAGUGAAGGCACCCUUCAGUGAUGAAUGUAUUGGU
Molecule: messenger RNA, 1967 nt
Organism: Trichosurus vulpecula (common brushtail)
Lineage: Eukaryota; Metazoa; Chordata; Mammalia; Diprotodontia; Phalangeridae
Gene: FSIP1
Product: fibrous sheath interacting protein 1
Exons: 14
Coding region: 1-1833 (610 amino acids)
Source: RefSeq, a predicted model, not a curated record